UCUCUAGAACCGGUCCGCUCUUUAGAACAGUUCCUCUCUCUAGAACCGUUCCUCUCUAGAACCGGUCCGCUCUUUAGAACAGUUCCUCUCUCUAGAACAGGUCCGCUCUUUAGAACAGUUCCUCUCUCUAGAACAGGUCCGCUCUUUAGAACAGUUCCUCUCUCUAGAACAGGUCCGCUCUUUAGAACAGUUCCUCUCUCUAGAACAGGUCCGCUCUUUAGAACAGUUCCUCUCUCUAGAACAGGUCCGCUCUUUAGAACAGUUCCUCUCUCUAGAACAGGUCCGCUCUUUAGAACAGUUCCUCUCUCUAGAACCGGUCCGCUCUUUAGAACAGUUCCUCUCUCUAGAACCGUUCCUCUCUAGAACCGGUCCGCUCUUUAGAACAGUUCCUCUCUCUAGAACCGGUCCGCUCUUUAGAACAGUUCCUCUCUCUAGAACCGUUCCUCUCUAGAACCGGUCCGCUCUUUAGAACAGUUCCUCUCUCUAGAACCGGUCCUCUCUAGAACCGGUCCGCUCUUUAGAACCGUUCCUCUCUCUAGAACCGGUCCGCUCUUUAGAACCGUUCCUCUUUAGAACCGUGUCCCCGGCACGAUGUCCCAACAGGAAGGCUACUCGCCCAGCUUCAAGCGACCGGCUGAAAUCAUGCGAAUGAGGCGGAGAAGAACCCGAAGCGACGCCGGCGUCUCCUCGAGCCCGAGCGGCCCUCCCUCCGCGGGCAGCCCCGGACAAAGCGACUCAUCCCGGGCGUGCGUUCGGCCCUUCUCCCCGGGGCCCUUGUUCAACUACCAGAACCGCUCCGGAGGGGGGACGAAGCGCAGGAACCCGUUCGCGAGUAUUGAGAACACCCGCAGCCCUAAAAAGAAACGCCUCAUUUCUAACGACGCCGGGAACGUCGAAGCUGCGGACCGUUCCGCGACGAGCACCGGGACCGGACCGGAGGGAUUUGAGGGGGACACGUCAACAACGCCCGGAAGUCCAGGAGGCCAGCUGCCGUUCGGCGUGAGGCUGGCGGCGGCGGAGAGACUGCAACACCGAGACACGUGCCUCCUUGAAGACGACUCUCUAUUUGAAGAAGAGGAGGAGGAAGUUCACAGCCCGCUGCUGAAGAGCCCCCAGGCCAUCGCUCCUGCCUCCAUCGCUGCUCCCGUCUGCACAGAGUACCCAGCGGACUGGAGCCUGAAGACCCGCCUCCUCUUCACCUCCCCGCUCACCCUGGGGUGGGCCGAGCACCCCAAAGCCCAGGAGGAGGCGCUCGGGCUGCGGCAUCACUGCAGGGCUCAGUUUAGCCCCCUGCCCCACAGUCUCCAGGAUCCCCGGUCCUGCUCCGAGCUCCGUUGUGCCUUCCAGCAGAGUCUGGUCUACUGGCAGCACCCCUCCCUGCCCUGGAUCCCCCUGUUCCCCAGGAUCAACGCCGAGAGGAGCUUUGCUGGGAGGAGCACCCCGUGGGCUCAGGAUGGGGGGCUGCAGCAGAGUCUGAUGAGUGAAUGGUCAGUGAGUCUGUCGUCUCUCUACAGUCUCCUGAAGGCCAGGCUGUGUCCUUACUUCUACCUCUGCUCCCAUCAGUUUACUGUGUUGUUCAGGGCUGCAGGUCUCGGGGCCUCCAGCAGCAUGACGGCCUUCAUCUCCCCUACCACCAGGGGGCUCCGGGAGGCCAUGAAGGCUGAAGGUAUAGAGUUCAGUCUCCCUCUAGUGGAGGAGAGGAGGACGAGCAGGGAGCAACUCAACCUGACCGAGGAAGAGGAGGAGUGCUCUGAGCUCCAAGGGGGUGAAGCGAGUCGGGCGGGCGAUGAAGAGCAUGAGGAUGAAGACGGCAGCUUCUCCUGGCUGAAGGAGAUGGGCAUCCAGGACAAGAUCAAGAAGCCAGACAGCAUCACCAUGCAACUUCAUAAGGAGGGUCCCGCUGUGUCUCUGGACCACAAGCCGGAGUCCGUGGUGUGUGUCUCUGGACCGCACACCUUCACCCUCAUCAACUUCCUCAUCAGCUGUAAGAGCCUGGUGGCUGCAGCCGGCUGCCAGGCCGGGUUGCCCCCAACACUCCUGGCUCCUGGUGCCUUCAGAGGAGCUACGAUGCACACGCUGAAGGCCCGCAGUGUGAACGUGAAGAGCCAGGUUGGUUCAACCUACCAGAACAUCAGCAGUCUGGAGAUCACAGGACCUAUCCUCCCCUCCUCCCUCCACACCAUCACCACCCUCCUUCGGCCUGCACAGAAAGGGAACUUCUCAGCUGCUCUGUACACACACACACCGACCGCUGUGAUGAACACACACACACCGACCGCUGUGAUGAACACACACACACCGACCGCUGUGAUGAACACACACACACCGACCGCUGUGAUGAACACACACACACCGACCGCUGUGAUGAACACACACGCCACCAAGCAACAGGGUUCUGGGGCGUCGGUGGACCUGUCUGGUUGUGGUCUCCAUCCUGCUUCGGUCCAGCAGCUCCAGCAGCCCUCCAGCCUGGGCAAGACCGCCCUGACUCACAUCAACAUGAGUAACUACAGCUACAUGUGGAAGAACUGAUGGAGGGAAGGGUGGAGCUGCACUACCAGAGGAUGGAGAGAAACCAUGAGAUGAUGGAGAGAAACCAUGAGGGUGGAGAGAAACCAUGAGGGUGGAGAGAAACCAUGAGAUGAUGGAGAGAAACCAUGAGGGUGGAGAGAAACCAUGAGAUGAUGGAGAGAAACCAUGAGAUGAUGGAGAGAAACCAUGAGGGUGGAGAGAGAGAAACCAUGAGAUGAUGGAGAGAAACGUGAGAUGAUGGAGAGAAACCAUGAGAUGAUGGAGAGAAACCAUGAGAUGAUGGAGAGAAACCAUGAGGGUGGAGAGAAACCAUGAGAUGAUGGAGAGAAACCAUGAGAUGAUGGAGAGAAACGUGAGAUGAUGGAGAGAAACCAUGAGGGUGGAGAGAGAGAAACCAUGAGAUGAUGGAGAGAAACGUGAGAUGAUGGAGAGAAACCAUGAGGGUGGAGAGAGAGAAACCAUGAGAUGAUGGAGAGAAACCAUGAGAUGAUGGAGAGAAACCAUGAGAUGAUGGAGAGAAACCAUGAGGGUGGAGAGAGAGAAACCAUGAGAUGAUGGAGAGAAACGUGAGAUGAAGGCAAAGCAGUCCUCUUCUUGUGAAAUGCUCUUACGAACAUGUUUUUAAUGAGCCCAGUAUGUUUCAUCUCUAAUAUUAGUUUAAUAUUUAUAAACGUUGGCUUGUCUAAACAAGUUUGUAACUACUUUUAAUUAUUUUUAUUAAAGUACCAGUGUGCUGUCACACGGUUUGAGGUUGUAUGCUGAUUUAUUAUGGUCUGGUUCAUGUGAUUCAUGCUGAUUAUUAUGGUCUGGUUCAUGUGAUUCAUGCUGAUUUAUUAUGGUCUGGUUCAUGUGAUUCAUGCUGAUUAUUAUGGUCUGGUUCAUGUGAUUCAUGCUGAUUAUUAUGGUCUGGUUCAUGUGAUUCACGCUGAUUAUUAUGGUCUGGUUCAUGUGAUUCAUGCUGAUUAUUAUGGUCUGGUUCAUGUGAUUCAUGCUGAUUAUUAUGGUCUGGUUCAUGUGAUUCACGCUGAUUAUUAUGGUCUGGUUCAUGUGAUUCAUGCUGAUUAUUAUGGUCUGGUUCAUGUGAUUCACGCUGAUUAUUAUGGUCUGGUUCAUGUGAUUCACGCUGAUUAUUAUGGUCUGGUUCAUGUGAUUCAUGCUGAUUAUUAUGGUCUGGUUCAUGUGAUUCACGCUGAUUAUUAUGGUCUGGUUCAUGUGAUUCAUGCUGAUUAUUAUGGUCUGGUUCAUGUGAUUCACGCUGAUUAUUAUGGUCUGGUUCAUGUGAUUCACGCUGAUUAUUAUGGUCUGGUUCAUGUGAUUCAUGUUGAUUAUUAUGGUCUGGUUCAUGUGAUUCAUGCUGAUUAUUAUGGUCUGGUUCAUGUGAUUCAUGCUGAUUAUUAUGGUCUGGUUCAUGUGAUUCAUGCUGAUUAUUAUGGUCUGGUUCAUAGCGCUCUGCUCACCUGUUGUUACUGCCCUUCCUCACUGAUGACAUCAUCUUUGAGACUCAUCAGUUGAAGCUGCAUGAGACCAGCUGCCUGGACUACGAAGCUCUGGAGGAUCGGACCACCGGUACCGAAGCGGUUCGGGCAGCAAGAGAACCUCCUGGUGUCCUUGACUGAGCCCUGGAGCCAGAUCAGGGAUCCAAACCAGCAUGGCAUCCCCAGGGGACGGCAGGCUUCCUCCACGACGAAGCCAGGUCCUGGAGGGUCCCAGGUUCAGGAGUCUGGAGGUCAGGUUCAGGAGUCUGGAGGGUCCCAGGUUCAGGAGUCUGGAGGUCAGGUUUAGGAGUCUGGAGGUCAGGUUCAGGAGUCUGGAGGUCAGGUUCAGGAGUCUGGAGGUCUGGUUCAGGAGUCUGGAGGUCUGGUUCAGGAGUCUGGAGGGUCCCAGGUUCAGGAGUCUGGAGGUCAGGUUUAGGAGUCUGGAGGUCUGGUUCAGGAGUCUGGAGGGUCCCAGGUUUAGGAGUCUGGAGGGUCCCAGGUUCAGGAGUCUGGAGGUCAGGUUCAGGAGUCUGGAGGGUCCCAGGUUCAGGAGUCUGGAGGUCAGGUUCAGGAGUCUGGAGGGUCCCAGGUUUAGGUGUCUGGAGGGUCCCAGGUUUAGGUGUCUGGAGGGUCCCAGGUUCAAGAGUCUGGAGGGUCCCAGGUUUAGGAGUCUGGAGGUCAGGUUUAGGAGUCUGGAGGGUCCCAGGUUCAGGAGGUCAGGUUCAGGAGUCUGGAGGGUCCCAGGUUCAGGAGUCUGGAGGGUCCCAGGUUCAGGAGUCUGGAGGGUCCCAGGUUUAGGUGUCUGGAGGGUCCCAGGUUUAGGAGUCUGGAGGGUCCCAGGUUUAGGAGUCUGGAGGGUCCCAGGUUUAGGUGUCUGGAGGGUCCCAGGUUUAGGAGUCUGGAGGGUCCCAGGUUUAGGUGUCUGGAGGGUCCCAGGUUUAGGAGUCUGGAGGGUCCCAGGUUUAGGAGUCUGGAGGUCAGGUUUAGGAGUCUGGAGGGUCCCAGGUUCAGGAGGUCAGGUUUAGGAGUCUGGAGGGUCCCAGGUUCAGGGUCCCAGGUUCAGGAGUCUGGAGGGUCUCAGGUUCAGGAGUCUGGAGGGUCCCAGGUUCAGGGUCCCAGGUUCAGGAGUCUGGAGGUCUGGUUCCUGUGUUUCUCCUCGUAGUCGAAAGUGAAGCUUUCAUCUUGACACAUUAAAAUCAACAAACAUGAUUCAUACGCUUGAAACUUUCAUGAAAAUGUUUGUUCUAUUGUAAGUAUGUAAACAAUAAAGUUGUGUUAGGGUACAAAUAUGUAAACAAUAAAGUUGUGUUAGGGUACAUAUAUAUGUAAACAAUAAUAAAACGCUCAGCUUGUU
Cyclopterus lumpus (lumpfish) is the source of this 5361-nucleotide messenger RNA. Its product is annotated as protein downstream neighbor of son homolog. Gene Ontology annotation, biological process: nuclear DNA replication. Lineage: Eukaryota; Metazoa; Chordata; Actinopteri; Perciformes; Cyclopteridae. Gene Ontology annotation, cellular component: nucleus. The record is from RefSeq and is a predicted model, not a curated record. The coding region runs from base 592 to 2532 and encodes 646 amino acids. The transcript has 12 exons.